Molecule: messenger RNA, 1692 nt
Organism: Prunus armeniaca (apricot)
Lineage: Eukaryota; Viridiplantae; Streptophyta; Magnoliopsida; Rosales; Rosaceae
Source: the annotation of a GenBank genome assembly
AUGUCUGGGGGCUCAGAGAGUGAUGACUGUGUAACAGCUAAUGGGAGGGUUUACAUUCCUGAAGUAAGAAAUGAGGAAACACCAGCAGUUGGGAUGAAGUUCGACUCGCUUGACCUUGUUUAUAAUUUCUAUAAUAGAUAUGCAUUCUUGGCUGGCUUUGGUAUUCGACUUCAUUCCAGCUUUUGGGGGAAAAAUAAGAAAGAGAUUCUGAGGAAAGAAUUUGUAUGUUGCAAACAAGGUGCAUACAGGAAAGAUGAAACUCGAGAGAGAAAAAGACAGUGGGAAAUAAGUAGAUGCAAUUGCGAAGCUAAGAUUGCGGUUGUGAAGGCAAAUGGGAGCAAGAAGUAUACCAUCUCUCUUUUUACAGAGGGACACGAUCAUAAGAUGACACCCUCAGAAAGAAUGCAUUUAUUGAGAUCACACCGUUGUAUUUCAGAUUCUACAAAAGUACUCACAAAACAAUUGGGUUCGGUUAAUAUUCCCAUUAAUCAGAAGCUGAGGAAUCACGAUGUUGAACUAGUGACCGAGUAUUUUAUGGCUGAACAGAAAAAAAAUGAGGCUUUUUAUUUCAAGAUUGAGGGAGAUGGCGAUAACAGGUUUAGUCGAUGUUUUUGGGCAUAUGCAACUUCUAGACGGGCGUACGGAUUUUAUGGAGAUGUUGUUGUAUUCGAUACCACAUUCAACACGAAUCAAUACGACUUGACAUUUGCACCAAUGUUGGGAGUUAAUAACCAUGGUCAAACAAUUGUCUUAGCAUGCGCAUUUUUGAGCAAGGAAACGACUGAGUCGUUUAUUUGGAUGUUUGAGGAGUUUAAGAAAGCCAUGCUAGGUGGCGAACCUAAAACGAUCAUUACAGAUCAAGAUGCGGCAAUGACCAGAGCGAUUUCAAUAGCCUUCCCGACUAUAUUUCAUCUACUUUGCAUAUGGCACAUCACAUCAAAGUUCUCUGUUAAGUUACCACAUUCUGCUUAUAAGGAGUAUUGGCGUGAAUUCCAGAAAGCCAUAUGGGAUACUGACAAUAAGGAUGAGUUUGAUGCAAAAUGGAAUAGUGUGGUUACAAAGGCUGGUUUGACUGACCAUCCAUGGCUAAGUUCAAUGUUUGAUUUAAGGGAAUCUUGGGUUCCAGCCUACGCACGACACUUUUUUGCUACAGGAAUGGCACUUUCUCAUCAACGUCAAAAAGAGUUAGUUGCUGAUCACAUAGAUGCAUUUGAAGUGGCUCAAUGUAUUCUACCGAUGCCAAUGAACAAACAAAUGGCUACCUUGUACACAAGGACAAUGUUUCAAAAGUUUGAGCAAGAACUAAUACAAAGUACAGCAUGUUUCCUAGAGCUCAAAACAGAGGAUGCUUCUAAAGUUGUCUUUAAUCACAUCCUAGCAUUGUUCAGAAGGGACCAGAUUGAAUAUAUGCCCGAUAAAUACAUUUUGAAGAGGUGGAAGAAAACUGCGAAAUCUGGAUUGGUGUCCAAUGCAAAUGGCAACGAAAUUAAAGACUCUGCAGAUCCUGGUCUUUUAAUAAAGCGGAGUACAAUGUCCCGACUUGCUUCAGAUGUGGUUGAGGAUGCAUUAAUGUGUGAAGAAGGAUGUGAGCUACUGUCAGAGACUCUAAGAAGUUUGCGUGUGAAGUUGAAGUUGUUGAAGGAUGGACCAAGUAAUAACGAAGUUGGACCAGCUCUCAAACACAAUAUAUGA